AUAAUGAAAUGGCUUCAAAUGUUUAGAAAACAUUGAGUUUACAAGCCUUAUGAAUGUACUGAGAUAUCGUAGAAUAGCUACGAUUUUUACUCAGAAAAUUAUGAAAAUGGAUGCUUCUACAAGUCAGAAGUCGAUAAAAGAAGGAAAGGCUGAAAUAUGCCUCAAAACUGAGAAGGUAUUUUACAAUCCAGUGCAAGAAUUCAAUAGAGAUUUAAGCAUUGCUGUCUUGAGUAUAUUUACCAGUGAUUUCAAAGCUGAGAAAAUUGCAAAGGCUGAGAAGAGGGCGAAGAAUAGAAUUUUGGGGACGAAGGAGGAUGUUGAGGGAGGCGAAGGAGAGGCCGAGAUAGACAUAUCAAUACUAGAAGCCUUAUCGGCAACAGGUCUACGAAGCAUUCGGUACGCUAAGGAGGUGCCGAAUGUUACUAAGAUUGUUGCCAAUGAUCUGGCGGAGCAAGCUGUGGAGACUAUUAAGGCUAAUGUGGUACAUAACCAGGUGGAAAACUUGAUUGAGACCAGCCAUGAUGAUGCUUGCAUGGUGAUGUACAAACACAAACACCCCUCCAAGAGGUUUGCAGCUAUAGAUCUAGACCCAUAUGGCUGUCCAUCCGUAUUCCUAGACUCCGCCGUGCAAAGCGUGCAGGAUGGAGGCCUAUUGCUCAUAACUGCAACAGACAUGGCAGUGCUGGCUGGGAACUCUCCGGAAACUUGUUACUGUAAAUACGGUGCUAUUAGUAUGAAGACUAAGUGCUGUCAUGAAGUGGCUUUAAGAAUAAUGCUGCAAUGCAUAGAAUCGCACGCGAAUCGCUAUAGCCGCUACAUAGUGCCGCUGCUCAGUAUAUCUGCCGACUUCUAUAUACGGGUGUUUGUCAAGAUAUAUACUGGCGCUAUUCAUUGUAAGAAAACUACUAGCAAACUGUCAAUGGCAUACCAAUGCACUGGUUGCGACAACAUAACCCUGCAAGCGCUGGGAGGGUUCAAGCCGAACCCUACGGAGCGCAACCCGACGCAGACGAAGGCUUACCUGCCCCCAGCGCCACCUGUCGGGGAGUUCUGCGCUAAUUGUAAUCAGAGGCAUCAUCUAGGCGGCCCCCUGUGGUCAGCACCAAUCCACGACGAAAUCUUCGUGUCCCGGGUGUUAACCCACGUGGAAGAUAACCCGGAUCUCUUCGGCACCUCCAAGCGUAUAGCCGGGGUGUUGUCUAUGGUGAGAGAAGAGUUGCAGGAUGUACCGUUGUACUAUACCAUGGAUAAACUUUUCGGAAGGGUGCAUUUGGAGACUAUGCCUAUGUUGGUUAUGAGAUCAGCGAUACUAAACGCAGGCUACAAGGUAUCGUACUCGCACGCGUCGCGCAUGUCCAUCAAGACGGCGGCGCCCGCGCAGCUCGUGUGGGACAUCAUCAGGACGUGGGCUAAGACGCAUCCCGCUAAACCUGCCAAACUAGAAGCAGACGCAGUAGCUCGCCACAUUUUAUCCCAAGAAAUAAAAACUCAGAUAGACCUGAGUGAGCGCAGCGACGCCAACCCCGUGAGCCGCCGCGACGGCCGCCUGCGCUUCCAGUACAACCCCGCGCCGCACUGGGGGCCCGGCUCCAGGGCCGCUGUGAAUGUUGGAGAAGACAAAAUGACGAAAGCUCUCAAAAAUCAAAACAAGCACAGCAAAGAUAAGAAGAAUGCCAAGAGGCAACACUCGCCAAGCGAUGACGAAGAGAGAAAGAAAGCUAAUACGGGCGGUGAAACUGAUUUGUAAAUAUAUAUUGUAAAUACUUGUAAA
This is a messenger RNA of Helicoverpa zea (corn earworm), 1771 nucleotides long. It is a transcript of the gene Trm1, whose product is annotated as probable tRNA (guanine(26)-N(2))-dimethyltransferase. Bases 50 to 1747 code for a protein of 565 amino acids. The transcript has 10 exons. Gene Ontology annotation, molecular function: RNA binding. Gene Ontology annotation, cellular component: nucleus. The record is from RefSeq and is a predicted model, not a curated record. NCBI's taxonomy places the organism in Eukaryota, Metazoa, Arthropoda, Insecta, Lepidoptera, Noctuidae. Gene Ontology annotation, biological process: tRNA N2-guanine methylation.